Prunus armeniaca (apricot) is the source of this 363-nucleotide messenger RNA. Lineage: Eukaryota; Viridiplantae; Streptophyta; Magnoliopsida; Rosales; Rosaceae. The record is from the annotation of a GenBank genome assembly.
AUGAAAGAACAGGCCGUUGUCGACUUCAUAUCCGAAUUCACACUGUCGGCAUGCGGUGGCAUACUAGAACCCUUGACUUCGGACUUAACCCUAGCACCAACAGCCCCAGACAUCCUUCCUCCCACCAACCCUACUCCGCCACGAUGGGCAUUACACGUUGAUGGCACGUCCAAUCUACAAGGAUGUGGAGCAGGCCUCGUACUCGUGUCCCCUAGCGGCAUCACAAUGGAAUAUGCCCUCCAGUUUCAAUUCCGGGCAUCAAACAAUGAGGCUGAGUACGAGGCACUCCUUGCUGGCCUACGUCUAGCAAAGGAACUGGGGGCUGACUCAUUUUCCAUGUUCCAAGACUGCAGAGAAGUCUAA